CUUUCUAUUCCUUUCUCUCUCUUGCUUAGUCUUCGAGUUCUGCGGAGCUUGUUGGUUUCUCUCACCUUUCACCUUUACGGCCUCUGAUCCAAACAAAAAUCUCAACUUUCUUCAGCAAUUCAGCUCUACGAUUUCUGGGCAGUGCCUUUGUGAUAUGGAGCAACGUUCUCAUGUUCCAAAGUUUGGAAAUUGGGAGAGUGGAGAGAAUGUUCCUUAUACAGCUUAUUUUGACAAAGCCCGGAAAGGUCGACCUGGUUCAAAGAUGAUUAAUCCAAAUGAUCCUGAGGAAAAUUCAGAUCUAGUUUCUUCUGCUGACAUACCCCUUUCAAAACCCGGAGUUGAUUCAGAGGAUCCAUCUGCAAAGGGAUCAGGGAGAUCAACACAUGAGUUACAAAAGAGUAGGGAGGAUAGUGAUCCCAAACAGUUUAUUGACUCUCCGGCUCGUCAUGACAAUGCAAGCAACAGGAGUGGGAGUGAUUAUGCCCAUCGGCAUGGAGUAGCUUCUGCUGACAACCGUAGAAGACCUUCAAGACAAAGUACUGGGUCUGAAUACAGCAUUGACCGCUCACCCCUUCAUCGCCAGGCAAAAGCCCCUGGCAGAGAUAGUCCUUCUUGGGAAGGAAAGAAUUCAUAUGACAGCAGCCAUGGAACACCAGGAAGGUCCCGAUUAAGACCACUUAACCGAGGGGAUGAAACUCCUGAUAAAGGUGCUGCUGUUCCGAAAUUUGGUGAGUGGGAUGAGAGUAACCCUGCAUCAGCUGAUGGCUAUACUCACAUUUUCAACAAAGUGCGUGAGGAGAAACAGGUUGGGACCGGACAUGUGCCAGGCACACCAAAUGGGAGACAAUAUGUUGUUGGGAACCAACCUGCCAAUGACAAAGCUCAGAGUUGCUGUUUCUGCUGGGGGAAAAAAUGAUUUAUUUGCAGUGUGAAUUAUAUUCUGAAUAGAAAAGAAGACAAGAAUAGUGUUGUGAAUGGUCAUGACCUUUGUGUAGCAGAUGUAAAUAUUCAAGGCUCUCUCUUCCCAGAAACAUCGUUGACACACGUUUGUCUUAAAUUUGUACCUUUUUUUUUUUAUCCCUUUUCGUAUCUUUAUUUUGGUCAAGGGAGAUGCUUUGCAUGCAGGAUUGUGAUUUGUCCUUUCUAUCAUCUUUUUAAUCAUUUGUUAUGUAACUGCCACGCUUUAUUAUUCGAUUUAUCUGUAUUUAGCUGGGAUAUGCAAGAUUUGUUAUAUAAUUCUUUUAUAAUGAAUUAAUGGGUUGUGAUUGGGUC
Molecule: messenger RNA, 1272 nt
Organism: Abrus precatorius (Indian licorice)
Lineage: Eukaryota; Viridiplantae; Streptophyta; Magnoliopsida; Fabales; Fabaceae
Product: RPM1-interacting protein 4-like
Exons: 4
Coding region: 155-916 (253 amino acids)
Source: RefSeq, a predicted model, not a curated record